AUGGCCGCUCUCCGCUCUACUCCAUCCCGGCUACUCGCCGCCGCGUCACGAUCGACAAGAGCCGGGCCCUCCAUGUUCGUGCGGUCGAUGGCAACUCUGGGCGAUUCCACGGUCGAGGCCAACCCGAAAGGCAGCACCGACUCGCGCAUGAAGUCUUUCCAGGUCUACCGAUGGAACCCAGACCGGCCGACCGACAAGCCCUCGAUGCAGACGUACACUUUGGACCUGAACAAGACCGGACCCAUGGUCCUCGAUGCCUUGGUCAGAAUCAAGAACGAGCUGGACCCGACGCUGGCUUUCCGUCGUAGUUGCAGAGAGGGUAUCUGCGGUAGCUGCGCAAUGAACAUCAACGGCACGAAUACCCUGGCCUGCCUGUGCCGUAUUCCUACAGACACGAAGCAGGAGAUGAAGAUUUACCCUCUGCCUCACACAUACGUCGUCAAGGACCUGGUACCAGACUUGACAUACUUCUACAAGCAAUACAAGUCGAUCAAGCCCUACCUGCAGAGGGAUACACCCGCCCCGGACGGCAAGGAAUACCGACAGAGCAAGGCAGAACGCAGAAAGCUCGACGGCCUAUACGAGUGCAUCUUGUGCGCCUGCUGCUCGACUUCGUGCCCCUCGUACUGGUGGAACGCGGAGGAGUACCUGGGACCUGCCAUCCUGCUACAGUCCUACCGAUGGAUUGCCGACUCCCGAGACGAGCGGAGGGAAGAGCGAAGGGCUGCGCUGGACAACUCCAUGAGUCUGUACCGGUGUCACACUAUCCUCAACUGCACGCGAACAUGUCCCAAGGGCCUGAACCCUGGUCUGGCUAUUGCAGAGAUCAAGAAGCAGAUGGCUUUCUAG
Molecule: messenger RNA, 849 nt
Organism: Anthostomella pinea
Lineage: Eukaryota; Fungi; Ascomycota; Sordariomycetes; Xylariales; Xylariaceae
Source: the annotation of a GenBank genome assembly